CCGCCACUCUCCUCCCGCUGCGUAGGCUGGCAUCACACGCGCUGUUGUUGUGAUUGGGGAGACGGAGUCAUGUUGAACUUUCGUUUUGUUGUCUUCUCGCCGUCGCAAAACUAUGUUUUGAGUGACUAAACAGCGAUGUCCGAAAUGCUGAUGAAAGAAAUGGACAGUAUCUCGAUGAGGGCGGAGGAGGGUGGAGACGGUGGACGGAGCUUCCUGCUGGUGGACGAAGAAGAAAACCUCCAGGUCCGCGAUGAGUCCGAGUUUGUGGACCGACUGGGCUGCGGCGACGUGGCGGGGGUCAAGGUCAUCUCCAUCUUUGGCAACACCGGCGAUGGCAAGUCCCACACGCUCAACCACAUCCUGUUCGGCGGUGAGAGCGUGUUCUACACCUCCAAGUCCCCCAGCUCCUGUACGGUGGGGGUGUGGGCGGCGUAUGACCCCACCCUGGGCCUGGUCUCCCUGGAUACCGAGGGCCUGUUGGGGGCCGCGGCCAAUCAGAACCAGAGAAUGCGGCUGCUGCUAAAGGUGUUGGCCGUGUCUGAUAUCGUGGUCUAUCGUACGCGGGCCGAGCGCCUCCACAACGACAUGUUCCAGUUCCUGAGCAACGCCUCGGGGGCCUACCUGAAGCACUUCACCCCGGAGCUGAGGGCCCUCUCCAGCCGCUGUGGGCUGGACGUGCCCCUCUCGUCUCUCGGGCCAGCUGUCAUCGUCUUCCAGGAGACGACGCACACCCAGCUACUCGGCCAUGAUUCCAAGGGAGCCGGUCAUGCUGACACGCUGCUCCAGAAGCGCUUUCACGAUCUGGGCUUGGGGACCGAGGCCUUCAGUUCGGUGCAGUACGUCGGCACCCAGACCAUCACGCCUCCGACCGACUACAGCAGGCUGCUGGAGGCCGUCGGGCAGCAAGUGAAGAACACUCACACACGCUCCCCCCGCCAGCCCGGGAUAGUGUUCCACGCACUGGAUGCCCUGAGCGAGCGUUUCUGUGGCGAGCUGUCGGACGAUAAGAUGACCCCGUACUCCUUCUUCCCAGACGAGUACUUCACCUGCUCGGCCGUCUGCCUCAGCUGCAACGUCCGCUGUAAAAACGGAAUGAAUCAUCUGAGAGACAGAGUCCCCCACAUGGCGGACGGACUGUGCCAGUACGUACACCAGUUCAACAACAAGGUCCUUAUCUGUAAGAGGUGCUAUGAGGGAGGCAGAGAGGUGAUCGUCCUGCCCAAGACGUCGGCUUCCACCGACAACCCGUGGUUUGGACUGGCCAAGUACGCCUGGUCCGGCUAUGUGCUGGAGUGCGCCAGCUGUGGCGUGAUCUACCGCAGCAGACAGUACUGGGUGGGAAACCAGGACCCUGAGAGCGGCGUGGUGCGAUCUGAGGUCAAGCACGUCUGGGAAGGGUCGGACACCUUUCUGACCAACCACCAGAACGCUGCCCAGAGGGUCCUGGACGGGAUGAACUGCGUCAUCCAGUCCGUGUCCGAGUACAGCACCGGGCCCACCAAAGCCGUCGCUGCCUGGGUCACCGACCAGGUGGCGCCGCCGUACUGGCGACCCAACACCGAGAUCACAGCUUGUCAUGGCUGUCGGAAAGUGUUCGAGGAGGCGGAGAGGAAGCACCACUGCCGAUCGUGCGGCGAGGGUUUCUGCCACCCCUGCUCCAGCCACAGGAUGCCGGUGCCAGAGAGAGGCUGGGGCAGCGCCCCCGUCAGGGUGUGUAAGGCCUGCUACCAGCAGGGGGGGCCGGCGGACACCAACAGCCAGGUGUGUAAGGUGGAGCCUCGGGGGCUGAUAGCUCGCAGAGUGACGGAGGUGGCCCAGUCGACGCUGGACAUGGUCACCACCGCCGUGGAUUACCCGCUGUGCUUCGUGAAGGACGUGGCUCGGCCGGACUACUGGGUGCCGGACCAGGACAUCGCCCAGUGCCACCAGUGCUCCAAGACCUUCACGCCUAUCAUGUCCAAGCACCACUGCAGGGCCUGCGGACAGGGCGUGUGCGGCGAGUGCUCCACUCGCGUCAAGCCCGUGCCCUCCCGCGGCUGGGACCACCCGGUCCGGGUGUGCGACGGCUGCCACGCCCGCACCGAUGUCCUGUGAGCUUUUUCUAAAAACCGGGAAGACCUCCCGAGCGCGCGGAGGCCGGCGAGGAAUCAAUUACGCGGCGCCGACGCUGCUCCGACGCUCAGGAAGGAGCUGGUUUAACCGGUGCUGACUGAGGAUCAGCUCCACAUCUCAUUCGCCCUCCUUGGUUCGUGAGGUAAAACAUACAUCAUCUUCCGACUGGAAAAGUGACUCUUCUCAAUCGGUAACGGCGGAGCUUUCACACUCGACUGUGGUCUUCCUCGUUCGGUCCUUUGGGUUUGCUUCGCUGCACGCGGACACUUUUCAUUUAGACACGUUUGUUUGGUGAGAAUGAGAACAAGUAAAAGGAAUGCUUUUAAAGUACUGGGCCUUUGCAAAGCGCUCACCCUGGUAGAGCUGUUUGAGGUGAUCUUGGUUUCUCUAAAUCUCUCUUGAGGUAUGAAUGGAAAAAAACAAAAAACAGUUGUGACUUUUUUUAGUUUCGCCCGCGGACCGAAAUCGAUCUAAAUGAGAGUGUGCCUUCGUGGGAAUCCUGAUUCCCGUUUCUACAGCUCGUCAGAAUUCUUCUGUAUGUGCAAUAAGUCAUGAGAUUAUGUGCCUAUUUACAGAGCCGAGUAAUCUACAGGCUCGCUCAUCUAACUCCUACAGGUGUGUCCUCAGCAGGGGGGGUUGUGGAAAUCUCUAGCACAACACAUAACAGACAUUCCGAUGCAUGGACAUACGUGUGUUCUGAUGGACUGAGGUUAUUGUAAAAAACCUUUCUUAAUAUGUACUGAAUGCACCUGCACUAGACUGCACACUCGUGUUGAUGGAAAUUCACUCAACGUGAAAAUGAAAUGCAUUUAAUCCGUCUACAAAUAAUCGUAUUGUUUUUUUUCUUUCUUAAAUCCGGCUCGUCUAUGAAUCUGUUCCACCGUUCUCUAGUCCUCCUGUCUUACCUCUUCAUAAUAAUCAUGCUUUAUUGGCAUUAUACAAUAUGGUAAUAAAGUAAUAAUUGUCAAUCAAAUAAUGACAAAUCUGCAGAAUACGUCGGAUGAUAAGGCUGAAAUCUGUAGAUAAAUGUCCUUAUUUCCCCUGCAGGAUGCAGACUUUCUGUUCGAUGCUUCACUAUAGAAAUAUUUUUUUCCUAGAACAGCCUGUAUGUAUAUAUUGUAAUAAUUAGUACCUCUGUUUUGCUUUUCUUUAAAGUAAUAAAGGUCAGAGUUAUUUAGCUGAUUCUAUGCAGAAGUUGGUGGUACUGCCUGUAAUAGUUUGUUUGACCAUAAAAGACCUUUUUAUUAAUGUUCAGUUCUUAAGUGGCUGCAGGUGGAAGAGAUUAUUUUAUAUAAAAGCUCAACAUCAGUAAGAAGCCCGCAUCUCUUUGGUUUAACAGUUCUCUCUUUUUCCACUUGCAUUACCAGUAACUAAAUUCCUUUCAUCUAAAGCCGGAUUUAAAAGUUUCAUUCAUAUGAUGUGUGUGUUUUUGGGCCCAGAGGCCCUUUUGUUCCCGUUUUGACGUGAACGCGUCAAACACCAGGACAGGUGGCUGUUACACACAGGUGCGUUUCCAUUUCCCCCUCCCCCUCUCCCCCUCUCUCCCUCUCCUCUACGUCUGGUGAAGGUUAUCAGCGCUCUAAUGGACAGCUGACUAAUAUCCACCAGGCUAAAUUGACUUAAGCCUCCCGGACUGAUGCACAGAAUGCCAACGUGGAGACGGCCGCAUGCGUCAGAGUGAAGGACCUUUUGAAGUUGUGGACGUAACAUAAGAGGGGAUAUAAAAAUGAACUGAAGGAGUGAACGAGACUACUACUCCAAGAGGUAGAAACUAGUACACUGUGGAGUUGUUUCCGUCACGUUUUAUGACCAAGUAAUUAAUUCCCUUAAAUCUGGUGCUCAAAAUUGCAAAAUGUAUGUCAAUUUGCGAUGUUUGAGGUAAACACCUCACGCUCCUCCAUUAUAUUCACUUUCUAUGUAAUAUGCUGCAACAUAUACAAUAAAAGAAAUUUAGAAUAAAUGUUGAUGAAUAAGAUUUGAA
Messenger RNA from Gasterosteus aculeatus aculeatus (three-spined stickleback), 4093 nucleotides. Its product is annotated as zinc finger FYVE domain-containing protein 1. Gene Ontology annotation, biological process: lipid droplet formation. Gene Ontology annotation, cellular component: lipid droplet. The record is from RefSeq and is a predicted model, not a curated record. Lineage: Eukaryota; Metazoa; Chordata; Actinopteri; Perciformes; Gasterosteidae. Gene Ontology annotation, molecular function: 1-phosphatidylinositol binding; phosphatidylinositol-3,4-bisphosphate binding; phosphatidylinositol-3-phosphate binding.